Neurospora tetrasperma FGSC 2508 is the source of this 2385-nucleotide messenger RNA. RefSeq lists its product as uncharacterized. The transcript is spliced from 2 exons. NCBI's taxonomy places the organism in Eukaryota, Fungi, Ascomycota, Sordariomycetes, Sordariales, Sordariaceae. The coding region runs from base 1 to 2385 and encodes 794 amino acids. The record is from RefSeq and is a predicted model, not a curated record.
AUGAGCCAACCAACCCUUGACGGCCUCGAGACCCAUCAGUUAGAGGCCCUAUUACACCAGAGUCAAGAGCAAGCUCGCGCUGCUGAGAACCAGGCUCGCGCCAUUGAGAAUCAGCUCAAAGCUCGAUCUUCAGUUCUCACGCCAACCUUCUCAGAUUUCGACACUGUACCGGGGAAUUAUCGAGUCUCUUCCUCGGGUUCACCAGCAGCCAGCAAUGUACGCUCACGAAGCAACACAAUACCCCGCAGUGUGGGAGGUGUCGGCAUGGUCCCGACUUUGAGCCUCAACGGCAACCAUGCACCGCAACCGCCCUUGGAGCAAAGUCGCCCCAUGAAGCGCUCAAAGACCACUCAUCCCACCACGCCGGCCACUGCUGCCACCACAGUGAGAAUGGCGAGGUCCCGUUCAAGCGCAUCGGCCCAGCCCGCGUAUAGGCCGCACAACCCAUUUGCUGGAUCCGGCCCGGUUACCCCGCCGUAUCCCCGGCCUGCGCGGAACAGCCUGCCAGCUACCCACCCCAGUUCCACGAUACUGGAAACCGCCUUCAACCUCAACCAGUUGCAGCGGCCUACGGCUACUGCCUUUCUUUACGGGAAUCCCAGCUUCCAUGCCCAGCUUCCUCAACGGCCGUUGCCGAUGGGGUCAUUAGCAGAGACUGGCAUGGAGAUGAAUCCAGCUGAUUUUAUCUCCAUGUGGGACCAGGAGGAAAUGGCCAUGACAUCGCCUCUACAUACGCAGCCCAUUGGUAUCCCUACAGCCCGCCAUAUCGGCCACUUCCAAUAUCCUGGCGACUCUGGGAACCCGUCAGUGUGCGGCUCCUUAACAUCGGCACCUACUCUCGAAACCGUCCCGAUGACAAGGUCCAACAGCAAUCUAAACGACAAUAUGCCCAAUCACUUUGCCGAAAUGGUUCGCAUAGAGUCUCAGCAACCGAGUCCACGAAACCGCCGGGAAAGCUAUAGUCAACCGCAGCCCUUCACGACCUCGCUGUUGGGAAAACGGUCAGCGUCCGAUCCUGAUUUCCUGGAUGCCGACACCAAUGGGCUUCCAGUCUCGUUCAAUAGCCACCUUUACUCUGCGUCGGCACCCGCAAACACACUUUCCUUGAGCAACCAAUACCAGAUGGGGAACUUGGUACUGCAAUCAACCUCUGAAUCUCCGGCUGAAGACGACAUCGAACAAGAACUGGAUCAGCACCUGUCCAUGGAGAGAUCGGAAUCCAAGGAUAGCGAAAAGUCAAAUCAGUCCCAGUCGUUGAAGCAUCGUGCCAAGGAGGCUCUCGUCCGUCAAAACGUUAACGCCUCCAAGUCCCGACAUCUCCAGCCCAAACCUGCCACAGACGCUACCAAAAUGGAAUCUUCGGAACCUGCUGGUGUGGCUGGCAAGGACGGAAAGGCCGUCAUCACCAAGACCAAGUACGAGCGACCCAAGCACCCCAAGGUCAAGUGCCUUCAGUGCAACGAGAACCCAGAAGGCUUUAGGGGCGAGCACGAGUUGCGUCGACACACCGAAGCGAAACAUAACAUGUUGGUCAAGAAGUGGGUCUGCCGUGAUCCAGCUCUCGAUGGUAUUCCCCAUUCGGAAAAGGCCGUCAAGCCUCUUGCGGAUUGCAAGCAAUGCUCGCAGGGAAAGCAAUAUGGAGCAUACUACAACGCUGCUGCUCAUUUGCGCCGAACGCACUUCAAGGUCAAGCAGUCGCGCAAGGGUGCCAACUCCAAGGGUGCCAAGAGUGGCGCUGGCCAGGCCAGUAAAGCUGAAGAGGAGAAGCGUGGUGGAAAAGGUGGCGGUGACUGGCCUCCUAUGUCUGAGCUCAAACACUGGAUGGUGGAGAAGCUGGUUCCCAUGGACCAAGAGGGCGCCUUCAACCAAGACGGUGCUGAUUCCGACGGCGGUGUUGACCCUGAAGACACGGAGAAUGGACUCUUUGACGCUCAAUACGUUCAGGCCGGGUUCGGGCUCGCGCCCAGGACAGGUGUCUUUGAUGUAGCUGCCUUUGCCGGCGUAGGGGGAAGCUUCCAGGAUUUCGACGCGUUGAACGCCACAGCGUUCCCCAACGUGAACGGAGAACUGGGCCUACCAAGUUCAGGUCUCCUCAUGGACGCUGGCCUAUAUGUGCACCAGCCAAUCCACUCCAUGCCCAUCGCUUCGGGAUUCGAUUUUGGCACGGCUCCAGAUGCGCCGCAACAACAACAACAUGCCAUGCCACCCGCCAUGACGAGCAUCGACAAUCACAAUUACACAUCCCCUGUCUCGUCGACUACCACGAUUACCCAAGUCGGCUUAUCAGCGGAACACCAAUUUCUCAUGGCACCGGCCAUGCAAGCCUCGCAGAACGAUGUGCCGGAUAUGUCCUUCGAUCUGAUGUUUACGGCUGGCGCACAGUAA